UGAAACGUGUUAGCCUCAAAUGAUGAGAAGCAUUCAGCACCACAAUGUUUUUCCCAGUGGGUAAGUCAUUUAUGUAUGUAUACAUGUUACAAUGUAUGUACGUAUGAUGGGCACAUAUAUUUAUUAGAACAUACGAUGAACCAACUUCUCAAGUCGUAAUAGACUAAACGUAUAUGUAUGACUGACAAUUUAUACGUAUACAGACACAAAAUAUCGAGAAACUGACGUCGUUGGAUUGAUAACACUUGGAAAUGAAUAAAUUAGGUUUCCUUAGAUUAUGGUUUUUUCAUUAAUUGAAUCCAUCAAGCACAAAGUAUGGAAACUCAGAGGGAGUUACAAUUCUGAUUUAUGAUAAAAUAACCAUUGUAAAAUAACCAUUGUGUGCUAAGGUGAAAGAACAUUUGGUGCAUUUGCUUUGAAAGAGGUUAAUUAAUUUAUAGGAAUAUUUGUUUUUUGGUGAAUAUAGGAAUAUUAGUUAAUCGAUAUUAAUUUAUAUAGAGCAAUUUUUAGUCCAUAAUCUUCUAAUUUUUUUCCUUCAAAUAGUGUUAUGUUUAUGAACUUAAGUGAACAUAUUUAUAAAACAAUAAUGUCUAUAUAUUUUAAAUUGCGAUUCAUAAUUUAGGUUAUCACAAUAAUAAGUAAUAACCAUUAUAUAGCUAAAUAUCACAUCUGCAAUUUGAUAAUAUCUACAUGAAAAACAUUUAAUAUUUAUAAUAUAUAUAUAUAUACAUUGUUUAUUUAUUUAUUUUUUUGAAUGAAUUGUUUAUUUAUUUAAUACAAUUUUCAUCUUCCUUUCAGCCUCUUGUCAUCUCCCCACCUAUUAGGACCACUUACAGCAAAUUUAACUUACUUAAUAUAUAUGAGUCAAUUGUGAGGUACAUUAAGAAAUAAGCUGUUAAAAGAACAUAAAAGUGUAGAACAUUGUUUAUUUCCUGAAAACUGUUACCUGUUAGCCAACAAUGACCACUGAUGAUCACUGAUGAAAGAAUUUUUCGAGAAGAAGAAAACCUUAUCGCCUAAGAAUCGCUAUAGAAGCGCGUAUUUAGUAACUUUUCCAGUAAUUCCGACAAACAUUGUCUUUUCUAGAAAACCCAAUCAUGUGAUGUUUCUUUAUGUUCUAUUUUCUUAAUCGAUUAGCGUGUUAACAAAUAAGUAUAUUCUGAUUAAUAUAGAAUAGAAUUAGAAGUGUAUGAUAUAUGAAUGAGAUUGUGAGACCCUCUUAGCUCUUCUCUUGCUUAAUUUGUGGGUCUCAUUUACUGCGGAUAGCUAAAAUUAUGCUCAUGAUAGUCAUGAAUUAUACAUACACGGUAAUAACUAUAACUGAGACCCCCUCCCGUACCCCCCGCCAAAAAGUGUACACAGUAAAAAAGAAUGGAAAAUUACUUAUUGUGUUAUUUAUUGUUGGAACUUUCAUUAUGAUCAUGAUCAUGGACAUCGUUUUAGCUGGCAUAUGAUAGUAGUUAUAAUAUUGAUUCAAUUUCGUUUACGAGAAAUAAUUUCUAAAUUACACAUUUUUUACCUAUGACUAGUGUUGAAGUUAGAGAGGGCAGAAAAAUAUUUGUUAUUGGUCAAAUAUAUUAAAUCAUGAUAAAUUACAUCAAGUUAGAUAUAUAAUUUCAGAGCGAAAGUAAUAGUAUAUUUCAUAUGUCCACCUUAUCGACAUGUGUCUAUAUAUCGUAUAGAUCAGGACGCUUAUGUCCUAGAUUGGUUCCACCUUUGUCCUGAUCGAACACAAUUCAUCUAAAUUUUCAUGGUCCAAGUACCUUCCACGAUUUUUUCCCAUAUAUGUAGCUUAUUGCAACCAGUUAUUUUGGCAUUCAUGUCAUAAUUUUUUUCCAUGGUUCCAUCUCGUCAUACAUUGAUUGCAUCGUUUUUCUCAUAUAUAGCUGAUACAACCAGUUAUCUGUGUAUGAUAGUGAUGUUUUCUUUUUAAAAAUGUUUUGCAUGAGGAGUUGAUUGUAAGGAAGUGAACUGGAGAAGAAGUUAGAUGUGCUAUGAUUGAUUUUAUAUGCUUCGAAGCUGAUUUAUAGUAUACAAUACUGGUGAAUUUGAUUUGUGAGAACAGUAUGAACUAAGAGAAGAAGUGUCCGGCUCACAUAUUUCAAAAACUCAAGUGUUUUCAAAGAGAUCCUCAGAUCCGAUCCUUCCUAUCAAUCCGACCGGAGCUUUCCGCUCCAAAGGCGAAGUCUUUUUACCCAUGACAUCGAAGUUUACGAAACUCAGCGGCCAAUUCAUCGGCAAAUUCACCCGUGUCACCGCCUUGCCUGCCCAUCACACUGAUAUGGUCCAAAGGGUUUCGAUCUUAAAAAACGAGCUUUUAGCGACGGGUAACAGUAAGGAGAGGUUCGAGAGCGUUCUGGAUCAGAAAGGGCAGUGGCUGUUUAGAAGCUAUCGUGAUGGAGCUGGGAUCGUCGAGCUUAUGGACCAACUCUUUACGCUUCCUUACUUAGCUCUUCAGGUUUUGGAGUGGAGAAGAAGACAAUUCGAUUGUUGUAUCCCUCUGACAACUGAGGAGUAUGCAAAAGGGAUCAAGAUCGCGGGUCGAGCUAGGGACAUCAGCUUUGCGGUGUUUCUAUUCAAUGAGGCUGCUAAGAAACGAAGCCAGACGACUUCAGUUUACAAUGCGUUGAUGAGUGCUUACAUGUACAACGGCCUCGCCGAGGAAUGCCAGUCGGUUUUCAGAGACUUCAGGAGGCAAACGCAUUGUGCUCCGACCGUCGUGACCUAUAAUAUUCUUAUAUCUGUGUACGGUCGGCUUCUGAUGGUGAAGAAUAUGGAAGCAGCUUUUGAAGAGAUGCAGAAAUUGAAGAUUUCUCCAAAUGCCAGUACUUAUAACUGUCUGAUUGCUGGUUAUGUGACUGCCUGGAACUGGGAUAAGUUGGAAGCAACUUUUCGAGAGAUGAAGACAGGUCUGGUUCAUCCUGAUACGGAGACGUGUCUGCUGAUGCUUCGUGGGUAUGCAAACUCAGGGGAUUUGAAUAAGAUGGAGGAGAUGUACGAAUCGGUUAAAGAUCAGGUUGGUGUAAACAGGGGUGCUUUGGUCAGAGCCAUGAUCUGUGCGUAUUGUAAGAAAGCUGUUGAGGGUAGAGUCCAAAAGAUUGAGAAUCUAUUGAGUCUUCUCUCUGGGGAGGAAUAUUACCCUUGGUUGAAUGUGCUUUUGAUUCGUCUGUAUGCUCAAGAAGACAUUCUUGAAUCAAUGGAGAGGAGAAUCGACGAGGCGUUUGAGCACAACACGUGUGUUAAUAAAUCGAGUAUUAUGAGGGCAAUCACUGCGGCUUACUUCAGAAGUAAUGAAGUAGACAGUCUUGUUAGUUUCGUCAAGCGUGCGGAGUCUGCUGGAUGGAAGCUAUGCAGGUCUCUCUACCACUGUAAGAUAGUGAUGUAUGGCUCACAAAGACGCUUUGAAGAAAUGGAAGGGGUUGUAAAUGAGAUGGGGGAGACUAAUUAUGGGCUGGUUACUAAGACGUUUGCGAUUAUGGUUAAGGCUUAUAAAAGUCACGGAAUGGAGUUGAAUGCUGAGAGAGUUAUAGGAAAGAUGCUGAAACAUGGGUGUCUACAUAUUCCAAGAACGCAUCUAACUAAAUCGGCUUCAGAUGCAACUCAAGUUGCGUAAAGAGUCCUGUUAUUUUGAGUUGUUCAGUGUUUUUAUCAAGCGUGGGCAUUGGACAUACAGAAGAUCAAAAGGAUGUAGAGCUGUGCCCCAUGAGCCUUGAUAAAAAGAUGCUGGCUAGGCUUCCAUAAUCCGUAACCGGAGUUUUGUUUGAGAUGAGGUAGAGCACCCUUUGUCUCCCGUCAUGAGUGAACUCAGUCAUCAUUAUGUAGCCACAGUUGUACAUGUUAACGGCAAGAGUUUGAAGCUUCCAUGGCAGAUUUUUGAAUAUAUUGGUGGAUGAGAGAACCUUAGUAAAACAAAAUCUCUGUGAGUCAUGAGGACAGGGUCUGCAUUUUUUUACUUGUGUAACAGCUGACAGAUUCUUCUCUCGUAAGAAAAUGAGAACAGGCUCUGCCAAGUGAAUUUAUUAGUUAUCUUGAGAGACCUGACCGUUUGCAGUGUGUUUCUCGUCCUACCAGCUCUCUGUGGGUCCAGUUACCGAUAUCCCCAAGUCAAACUUUUUGUUGUUAGGUUAUUAGCACUCUUACAUCAUCCACAUCUGCUCUGUUGUUUUGCGUUGAGCUCUGUUUGUAAUUUUGAGGAAGAGAUAGCUCAGUUACAUCAAUGUCGGUAUAGUGGGAACCUUAUUCAGAAAUUCUAAUAAGCCAUGGAGCCUUUUGUCGUUAUGAGCUGUGUCAAACCAUUUCAUUAGAGUUCUUUGUUUAAAUGCAUUUUUUUCAUGUA
Molecule: messenger RNA, 4336 nt
Organism: Brassica rapa (field mustard)
Lineage: Eukaryota; Viridiplantae; Streptophyta; Magnoliopsida; Brassicales; Brassicaceae
Product: pentatricopeptide repeat-containing protein At2g30780
Molecular function (GO): mRNA binding; protein binding
Source: RefSeq, a predicted model, not a curated record